AAUCCAAUUGUCUGCAAGUAGUCACUAGAUUCACAUCUCACAACAACAAAGUCUUCCAAGAAACACAAAAAAAAAGUGUGGUGAAUUGAGGUUCACAACAAUGGCAGCCUCAUUACAAGCUGCUGCUACAUUCAUGCAGCCAACCAAGAUUGGUGUCUCUAACCGACUCCAGCUCAAGUCUUCUCAGAGCCUUUGUAAGGCUUUCGGUGUCGAGUCAGCUGGAGCCAGAAUCAGCUGCUCACUUCAAUCUGAUCUUAAAGACUUCUCUCAGAAGUUCACCGAGGCGGCCAAGAUUGCCGGUUUUGCUCUAGCAACUUCUGCCCUUGUCGUUUCGGGAGCAGGUGCUGAAACAAAAAGGCUAACUUUUGAUGAAAUCCAAAGUAAGACAUACAUGGAAGUCAAGGGAACAGGUACAGCUAACCAGUGCCCAACCAUUGAAGGUGGAGUCGAUGGAUUUGCGGUCAAACCCGGAAAAUACAACGCCAAGAAGUUCUGCUUAGAACCCACUUCAUUCACAGUCAAAGCUGAGGGUGUGAGCAAGAACUCUGCACCAGACUUCCAAAAGACCAAACUCAUGACCCGUUUGACCUACACCCUCGAUGAAAUUGAGGGCCCAUUGGAAGUUUCACCUGAUGGCACCCUCAAGUUCGAAGAAAAAGAUGGUAUUGAUUACGCUGCAGUGACAGUUCAACUUCCAGGAGGGGAACGUGUGCCAUUCUUGUUUACCAUCAAACAACUUGUAGCAUCGGGUAAACCCGAGAGCUUUGGUGGGGAAUUUUUAGUGCCAUCUUACAGAGGUUCUUCUUUCCUUGACCCAAAGGGUAGAGGUGGUUCCACCGGUUAUGACAAUGCCGUUGCUCUACCAGCAGGAGGCAGAGGAGAUGAAGAGGAGCUUUCUAAGGAGAAUGUAAAGAAUGUUGCAGCAUCAACCGGGAAAAUCACCUUGAGUGUUACCUCAAGCAAGCCCGAGACUGGUGAACUGAUUGGUGUGUUUGAGAGUAUUCAGCCUUCAGAUACUGAUUUGGGGGCCAAGGUUCCCAAAGAUGUGAAAAUUCAAGGUGUCUGGUAUGCUCAGUUGGAGUAAUAAGAGUGUAUGUUAUAGUUUGAUGUAUUUGUUUUCUUGAUUUAUGAUUUGUGCUCAACUAUAAAAAGGUGAUGAUCGAAAAGUUUUUCUCUGACCCCAAUGAAGAGCUACUGAGAUUAUCUUGCA
Messenger RNA from Erigeron canadensis, 1210 nucleotides. Its product is annotated as oxygen-evolving enhancer protein 1, chloroplastic. Gene Ontology annotation, molecular function: oxygen evolving activity. Gene Ontology annotation, cellular component: photosystem II oxygen evolving complex. The transcript is spliced from 2 exons. NCBI's taxonomy places the organism in Eukaryota, Viridiplantae, Streptophyta, Magnoliopsida, Asterales, Asteraceae. Gene Ontology annotation, biological process: photosystem II assembly; photosystem II stabilization. The coding region runs from base 101 to 1084 and encodes 327 amino acids. The record is from RefSeq and is a predicted model, not a curated record.